Messenger RNA from Quercus lobata, 1476 nucleotides. RefSeq names its product Eukaryotic aspartyl protease family protein. Gene Ontology annotation, cellular component: extracellular region; plasma membrane; Golgi apparatus. Gene Ontology annotation, biological process: proteolysis. Gene Ontology annotation, molecular function: aspartic-type endopeptidase activity. The record is from RefSeq and is a predicted model, not a curated record. The transcript has a single exon. The coding region runs from base 5 to 1324 and encodes 439 amino acids. NCBI's taxonomy places the organism in Eukaryota, Viridiplantae, Streptophyta, Magnoliopsida, Fagales, Fagaceae.
AGACAUGGCUAGCUCUAUUCAAUAUAUCCUCUUCUCUACCUUCUUAUUAUUCCUCAUUGCUCCUUCUUUGGCUAAACAAUCUUUCAGGCCAAAAGCACUAGUUGUUCCAGUCUCCAAAGAUGCCACCACUCUUCAAUACAUUACACGUAUUAACCAAAGAACCCCACUUGUUCCAAUAAGCCUAGUGGUUGAUCUUGGUGGCCAAUUUUUGUGGGUUAAUUGUGAGCAAAAUUAUGUGUCCUCAACAUACCACCCGGUCCGUUGCCACUCGGCCCAAUGCUCACUUGCUGGAGCUAGUGGCUGUGGGGAUUGCUUCUCAGCCCCUAAGCCAGGCUGCAACAACAAUACAUGUGGUGUCAUACCUGGCAACACUGUGACGCACACCGCCACGAGCGGUGAACUUGCCACGGAUGUUGUGUCGGUCCAAUCAACCAGCGGGUCAAACCCAGGCCAGGUUGUGACCGUGCCACGUUUCCUUUUCUCAUGUGCACCUACUUUCCUAUUGAAAGGUCUUGCUAGGGGGGUUUCAGGCAUGGCUGGACUAGGCAGGACUAGAAUUGCAUUCCCUUCACAAUUUGCUUCUGCCUUUAGCUUCCAUAGGAAAUUUGCAAUUUGCUUAUCAUCCACAACUUCAACCGCUUCACCAGGAGUUAUGUUCUAUGGAGAUGGGCCUUAUGUACUACUUCCUAACAUUGAUGCUUCUCAAUCCCUCACAUACACCCCACUAUUUAUCAACCCUGUAAGCACAGCCUCAGCCUAUUCACAAGGAGAGCCCUCAGCUGAGUAUUUUAUUGGUGUGAAAUCUAUCAACGUAAGUGAAAAAGUUGUCCCGAUAAACACAAAAUUGCUCUCAAUUGAUAGUAAAGGUUUUGGUGGGACUAAGAUUAGCACUGUCAACCCUUACACUGUCUUAGAGACUUCCAUCUACAAUGCAUUGACAAAGGCUUUUAUCAAUGAGGCUGCUGCCAGGAACAUCACUAGGGUGGCUUCCGUGGCACCAUUCGACGUGUGUUUCAGCUCAAAGAACGUGUUUAGCACAAUUCUUGGGCCUUCUGUGCCUACAAUCUAUCUUGUUUUGCAGAAUAAGAAUGUGUAUUGGAGCAUAUUUGGUGACAACUCAAUGGUACAGGUUAGUGACAAUGUGCUGUGCCUCGGAUUUGUAAAUGGAGGCAAAAAUCCCAGGACUUCAAUCGUUAUUGGAGGGCACCAGUUGGAGGACAAUCUCUUGCAGUUUGAUUUGGCAAAAUCAAGGCUAGGCUUUAGCUCUCUUCUCUUUGGUAGACGAACUACAUGCUCAAACUUCAACUUCACCUCCAACGCCUAGAGGGUGCUUAUGAAUCGACAGAGAAUUAUUUUCUGUAAUUCUAUGAUAUAUUUGUAUGUGUUACAGUCUGAAUAAUUAAUUGGGUAUAUAGCCCAAAAAUCUUUGCUUGAUAUGAUUUUUGAAUAAUAAUAAAGAGUUUGAUGUUUGUAUAA